Molecule: messenger RNA, 627 nt
Organism: Beauveria bassiana ARSEF 2860
Lineage: Eukaryota; Fungi; Ascomycota; Sordariomycetes; Hypocreales; Cordycipitaceae
Exons: 2
Coding region: 1-627 (208 amino acids)
Source: RefSeq, a predicted model, not a curated record
AUGGAAGCAAAGACCGUCCAACAUGCCUACUUUGCCGGCCGUUCCGCGACUGGCUUGCUUGAGGGCGGCCACAGCGCCAUUCUCGAGAGUGUACGCCUGACCCCAUUCAAAAAGCCUUCGACUAGGAAAGUACACCCUGAGGAAGUGCCCUCUGAAGAAGUGCCAGUGCCUGAGUUCAGACUUGAAAAAAUGACACAUACGCUACAAGUGUGUGAGUUCUUGCUCGAGACUGCCGAGAAGCUUCCCUGCUUUGAAGGCUGUGAACUAGUGAUACGCCUACCAGCCGAAGAGGCCUCUCAGAGUCUCGUAGUCGCUGCAUAUCUUGCUGGGCUUCUACUUCCUCGUUUUCCUUAUGAAGACUCCUUGGAAACGUACACACUGGCUGCUGUUUUGAAGGCCGGCAUUGUGCAGAGGUCAGAGACCGAUCUAACUCUUGUUCUCGUCGAAUUGGAGGUUUACAUUGACCAUUUAACAUGGCAUGAGGCGACUUUUGAGGUUUUGAGGAAGAACGAAGGCAACUUUCAAGUUCCUGGGCGAGAUCUGAUCUAUUUUGACGGCGCUUCAUCUUCAAAAGCCUACCAGUUCCUGAGCUAUCUUCUCCCAUGUAUUUUUCUCCGUGCCAAAUAA